Molecule: messenger RNA, 2392 nt
Organism: Filobasidium floriforme
Lineage: Eukaryota; Fungi; Basidiomycota; Tremellomycetes; Filobasidiales; Filobasidiaceae
Exons: 12
Coding region: 87-2222 (711 amino acids)
Molecular function (GO): glycosyltransferase activity
Source: RefSeq, a predicted model, not a curated record
UGUACCACCAGCCUCUAUACUAAUAGCACUCCACGGGAUAGCCAUCUGGGAGGGUACAAGUUCCCGGACGCCCACAUACGAGCAAGAUGCGUCGCCUGAACAUCCUCCUCGUCUCCCUCGGCAUCUUCACGACGACGACGUGUUUACUGGGAUUAUGGUCUUUUCACCGGGUCUCCCACGAUCUGAGCGUGGAUUAUGCUUCAGACGCGAGAGAGGAUUAUCUGGUGGAAUAUGAAGAUGGUUACGAUACCCAGGCGGGAGAAGAUCAAGGGCAAGGGGAAAGCGAGAGGAGGUGGACAAAGGUACUCGGGGGCACGGAAGGGUUCUAUGUCUUUGAGAAUGUUUGGAUCAGGGAUCGGGUGGUCUAUAUGAUCCCCAACCCAACCUCCCUUUUCUCGACCCCCUUACCUCGUCUAGAAUACACAAUUACCAGCCGUAACCCCGAUCUUCGGGACCACACCACUAUCGCCGAAACCGCUCAUCGAGCUCUACAAGAUAAGCAGGAUGGGGUAACGUACCCAGAGUAUCCGGAAAUACCCAGGCUGGUCGUGCUUUCAAGGGAAGAAGCGGGGGAGAUAGGAGUCCCUGGGUUCAGUGUCAAGAUCAAGGUCGGGGGCAGGAUCAAGAGCAAUAUCGGGGAGGGGUCUGAUCUCGCGGUUGAAAGCGUUGGUAUUGGCGCGGAAGAUCAAACUGAGACUGAGGCAGAGAGCGAGAGCGAGGAUCAGGUUGAGAUCGAGCCUGAGAAUGCUGAGAUCGAGAUGGGGAAAGAACUGGACAUCCUACAAGAAGAGAAAGAAGACGACGAUGUCUUAUCACGGUCACGGUCAAGGGAUACGAAGCUCAAGCUCCGCGCCAGGGGAUGGAAAGAUAGUAAGAGGCGACGGCGGUGGUGGUGGGAUUCCACUUGGGUCGAUGGGUGGACAGGUAAAUCAACAGCAUCAUCAUCCUCGUCGUCGUCGUCUUCGGGAGGAGAGACAGAAUCGGUGAGAGAAACGGUGGAGGAUAACGGGGGGAUGCAAUGGGAAGAAGAGGGAGUGACGGUCUUGCCCGGGACGACGCUCUACUUUGCGGACGAUCCGCAGAUCACAGGUUGGGGGAGCUUGAUGCACCAUUACUACCAUUUCGCGGCCGAGCUGAUGUUUGGCGCAUGGAGAACAUAUGCCAAGGUCGAACUCGAACAGCGCGCCGCGGUCUCGAGCGUGUCGCACGACAAUGAGCUCGUCGAGAAACGAUACUUGAACGUCCUGAACCACACGCACCCGGAAGGAACGGGACCGGCUACGAAAUACGUGUUUUCGGAAGCGGAACGGCGGCUGUUUGAGGAGAAUCGUAUGGAUAUGCCGAGGACGGUGGUCUUUCCGUUCAACAACGAUUGGGAGGGGAAAGAGCUGCAGGAGGUCAUGUUGGAGGGGAUGUUUGGGGAUGCGAACCUGAUAAGACGGGACGCGUGGACGAGAUUGAGUCGGAAGCGACAGUGGACUCGAUUGGAGCGGGUCGUCAUCGUGGACCGGCAUGCGGCGCACAGAAACCCUGCGGGAGGACCGGAAGCGUGGGGCAAGAUGGCUCUCGAUGUGCUGAGCUUGAAGAUGUCCGAAGCGUACCCUUACAACCCGUGGCUCUUUCCGCAAGAGAGCUUGUCGAGGCAUUUGCAGUCGGAUCCGGUCCCACUGCGUCGGCCAAAGACCGCUCGAGGGCACAAUGGGGCGUUGAGUGGGGACGUCGUCAAGGUCACCUAUGUGGAUCGGCAGGGCGACAGGAAACGCAAGUUGGACGAGGAGAGCGAUGUGGGGUUACGUCGGGUGUUGAAAGAGGUGUCCGAGAGCGAGAUUGUCGCGGAGAACGGGAGGACGGCGAGGGUCGAGGUGGACAUGGUCCGCUUUGAAGGGUUGCCGGCCAAGGAACAGAUGCAGGUGGCCCACGAGAGCGAUGUAUUCAUCGGCAUUCACGGCAAUGGUCUCACUCACAUGCUCUGGACCCGGCCUGGGGCGACGGUCAUCGAGUUCUGGCCACUCCAUUCUUUCAUUCGGGAUUACGAGAUUGUCACCGAGGCCAUGGACCACGAUUACGUCCCGGUGUGGAAAGACCGAGUGAUACCAAAAUCGGAAUGGUUAGGCAAGGCACGGGAUCAGCAGGGCGAAAAGUUGCAGAACGGGACUCUGGUCGAGGUCGAUGAGCGAUUUAUCAGGAAGUUGUUGAACGAGCGAAUAAGGAGGAUGGUAUGAUUGAUUUUCGGUUCUUGUUGUAUAAGGGUUUCGAACAGCUUGGGCUGUGUGGUUUGUUUCGAUGAGGCGCAGCGGUGGACCGGCGAGUCGCGAUCAAUCAUCAUGUCAAUCAAAUGUCGCUAUGACUGCGUCAAGGUCACCGGGCGACUAGUCUUUCAUCAUCAUGGGAU